CAGGAGAAAACAUGCUAUGUAGAACAGUACCCAAGUUUGUCAAUAUAAAUGAACUCUACCGUCUGGAAGAAGGCUGCUCUCAGCUCAUUUCAAUCUGCAAUUCCAAAUCCUUAAAAGAGGGCGUCUGUGUUCAUAGCCCGAUUAUCAAGCUCGGUCUUCUUGGUAAUUUGUAUCUCAGCAAUAAUUUGCUAUCUCUUUACGCAAAACGCUUUGGAAUCAAACAAGCACGUAACCUGUUCGAUGAAAUGCCUGACAGAGAUGUGGUGUCCUGGACUACAAUGCAGGCUGCUUAUGUUAGGCACGGAAACUACAAUGAUGCUUUUGAAUUGUUUGAUCUGAUGACAACAUUGGGUAAUUCUCCAAAUGAGUUCACGCUUUCGACUUUGAUCCGAUCGUGCUCCGAAACUAGAGAGUUGAAGCUUGGAGGUUGCGUCCAUGGCUAUGCCAUCAAGGGUGGCUUUGAGUCAAAGCCAGUUCUGGGCUGCACCUUGAUUGAUUUGUAUGCAAAGUGUGAUUGUACUGAGGAAGCUUAUGAAACUUUUAGGAACAUGGAUGAUGCCGAUACCGUUACUUGGACGACGAUGAUUUCUUCGUUAGUGCAAGCACAGAAAUGGGCUGAGGCUCUCCAAUUAUACAUCACCAUGUUAGAGUCUGGGGUGGCUCCUAAUGAGUUCACCUUUACCAAACUUUUAGCAACGACGAGUUUUAUGGGUUUGAAAUAUGGGAAGUUACUCCAUAGUCAUUUGAUAUCAUUGGGAGUCAAUCUGAAUGUCGUUCUAAAGACGGCCCUCGUCGAUAUGUACUCUGGAUACCAAGAGUUAGAAUAUGCUAUGAAGGUAGCAAAUCAAACACCUGAAAAAGAUGUGUUUUUGUGGACAUCUAUUAUCUCCUGCUUCAGUCAAAAUUCGAAGGUCAAGGAGGCUAUUGCCGCAUUUCAAGAGAUGAGGAUGUCUGGGAUUCCACCCCACAGUUUCACAUAUUCCAGUGCUUUAAGUGCCUGCACAUUGCUACCAUCACUUGAAUUAGGCAAGCAAAUCCACUUGCAGGUAAUCUUGGCUGGUUUGGAGGCUGAUGUUUGUGCUGGGAGUGCACUAAUUAAUAUGUACAUGAAAUCUGACUUGAUAGAUGAUGCCUUGAGAGUGUUCGGGUCGAUAGCUACCCCAAGUGUUAUUUGUUGGACUUCUUUAAUAUCUGGUCUUGCUGAGCAUGGUUUUGAACAAGAUUGUUAUAGAUAUUUUCUAGAUAUGCAAGCAGCCGGAGUGCAGCCGAAUUCCUUCACUCUUUCUAGCAUUCUUGGCGCCUGCAAAAAUCAAAUAUCCAUGUUCCAUGGAUAUAUACUAAAAUCGAUGGCUUACCACGAUAUCGUUGUCGGGAACGCUCUUGUGGAUGCGUAUGCUCGAUCCAAGAUGGUGGAUGAUGCUCGGCGAGUGAUUAGGACUAUGAAGCAUCGGGAUCCCAUCACUUAUACUAGCUUAGCCACGAGAUUGAAUCAAAUGGGUGAUCAUGAAAUGGCACUAAAAACCAUUGAUUCCAUGCGUGCUGACAAUGUCAAGAUGGAUGAAAUUAGCUUGGCAAGCUUGGUAUCUGCAGCAACUGGGGUAGGCACAAUUGAAACUGGGAAACAACUUCACUGCUAUUCUUUGAGAUAUGGCUUAGACAAUACGCGUUCAGUUAAAAAUAGUUUGGUGGACUUUUAUGGCAAGGUUGGAUGCUUGAAGGAUGCCUGCAAAGCUUUUGAAGAAAUAACAGAGCCCGACGUUGUUUCUUGUAAUGGAUUGAUAUCUAUAUUAGCACUCAACGGGCAUAUCUCCGCCGCGCUCUCUGCCUUCGAUAACAUGAGGUUAGCUGGUUUGAAGCCUGAUUCUAUCACAUUGCUAUCAGUACUUUCAGCUUGCAGUCAAGGUGGUUUGGUUGAUUUUGGCAUGCAUUAUUUCCAAACUAUGAGAGAAACUCACAAUAUAGAACCGGCAUUGGAUCAUUAUGUUUGUGUCAUUGAUCUCCAUGGCCGCGCUGGGCAGCUAGAGAAGGCAAUGGAAAUUGUGGAAUCCAUGCCAUUUGAGGCAGAUGCCAAGAUCUACAGGACAUUGUUAAGCGCCUGCAAAUUGCAUAGGAACGUGCUGCUUGGAGAAGAUGUGGCAAGAAGAGGACUUCAACUUGACCCAUAUGAUUCAUCUUUCUAUUUGUUACUGGCCAGCUUGUACGAUGAGCUCGACCGACCCGAUUUAAGCACGAAAACUCGUAAGCUAAUGCGAGAUCGUGGAAUGAGAAAGAGUCCUAGCCAGAGCUGGGUAGAAUUAAGCGGUAAGAUUCAUGUCUUCAUCACAGGAGAUAGAUCACACCCUGAGAUCAAUGAUAUGGAAGAAAAGUUAGAAUUUCUGAGAGCUGAGUUCAAGAGUAGGGGCUUUUUGUAUCAUGACGAUGAAGAUUCAUGUCAUCAUAGUGAAAAAUUAGCUCUUGCAUUUGGUCUCGUCAGUAUGCCUCCAAAAGGUGUUGUACGUAUAAUGAAGAACAUAAGCAUUUGCAGAGAAUGUCAUGACUUCAUAUUGCUUGCAACAAAGGUUGUAGAGAGAGAAAUUGUUGUGAGAGAUGGGAGCAGACUCCAUGUGUUAAAAAAUGGAAGCUGCUCUUGCAAGCACUACCCAUGAUCAUGAACCUGCUACCAUAUUUGGAGCUUUGCGGUUG
Molecule: messenger RNA, 2682 nt
Organism: Cucurbita pepo subsp. pepo (vegetable marrow)
Lineage: Eukaryota; Viridiplantae; Streptophyta; Magnoliopsida; Cucurbitales; Cucurbitaceae
Product: Pentatricopeptide repeat (PPR) superfamily protein
Biological process (GO): RNA modification
Molecular function (GO): protein binding; RNA binding; zinc ion binding
Source: RefSeq, a predicted model, not a curated record